Python bivittatus (Burmese python) is the source of this 2203-nucleotide messenger RNA. Lineage: Eukaryota; Metazoa; Chordata; Lepidosauria; Squamata; Pythonidae. The record is from RefSeq and is a predicted model, not a curated record.
UUUAAAAGAGAAACUGGAGGAAUAUAUGGCUCGUUUUGACAAAGUGAGAAUUGUGCGCACCAAAAAGCGGGAAGGACUUAUUCGCACCAGACUACUUGGAGCUUCAAUAGCUAAAGGAGAAGUAUUGACCUUUUUAGAUUCACACUGUGAAGUUAAUGUGAACUGGCUACCUCCUUUAUUAAACCAGAUUGCACUGAACCAUAAAACUAUUGUGUGUCCCAUGAUCGAUGUCAUUGACCACAAUCACUUUGGGUAUGAGGCACAAGCAGGGGACGCCAUGCGUGGAGCCUUUGACUGGGAGAUGUACUACAAAAGAAUACCAAUUCCACCCGAACUCCAGAGGCUUGACCCCAGUGACCCUUUUGAAUCUCCUGUUAUGGCUGGUGGCCUGUUUGCUGUUAACAGAAAGUGGUUUUGGGAUCUUGGUGGCUAUGACCCUGGAUUAGAAAUCUGGGGAGGGGAACAGUAUGAAAUAUCCUUCAAGGUCUGGAUGUGUGGAGGUGGCAUGUUUGAUGUUCCAUGUUCUAGAGUUGGGCACAUCUACAGGAAAUAUGUUCCCUAUAAAGUCCCAUCUGGCACCAGUUUAGCAAGGAACCUGAAGCGUGUGGCCGAAACAUGGAUGGAUGAGUUUGCUGAAUAUGUUUAUCAGAGACGGCCUGAAUACAGGCAUCUCUCCACUGGUGAUAUUUCAGCCCAGAAGGAGCUGCGCAAGCACCUCAAGUGCAAGGACUUCAAGUGGUUCAUGGCUACAGUGGCUUGGGAUGUUCCCAAAUAUUUUCCACCAGUGGAGCCACCACCGGCUUCAUGGGGAGAGAUUCGAAAUGUGGUGGCCAAUCUCUGUAUGGAUAGUAAGCAUGGUGGAACAGGCACUGAACUCAGACUGGAUAUAUGUGUGAAGGAUGGGUCUGAACGGACGUGGUCACAUGAGCAGCUGUUCACCUUUGGUUGGAGAGAAGACAUCCGUCCAGGAGAACCUCUUCACACCAGAAAAUUCUGCUUCGAUGCGAUUUCACACAGUAGUCCUGUCACACUUUAUGACUGUCAUGGUAUGAAAGGCAACCAGCACUGGAGCUAUAGGAAGGACAAAACUUUAUUCCAUCCUGUGAGUGGCAGCUGCAUUGAUUGCAACCCAGCAGAGAAGAAGAUUUUCAUGAACAGAUGUGAUCCUUUAUCGGAAACUCAACAGUGGAUUUUUGAGCAUAUUAAUAUGACUCUUAUAGAAAAAAUUAUCAGCAAAAAACCCAGCUCUUAGGAAGGAACAAAAAACAAACUGUUCUGUACAGAUUGAAAACAACAUUUUGGCCAGCAUCUGGAUUAGAGGAAUCAGAAAUUAAGUUUUCCUAGAGGCAGGACAUCUGUUCUGAAGAUUAAGCAAAUGCCAGGGCAGAAGCCAGCCACAUAUCACUGCAGAUGGACAAUAACUGAAGAACUUGGCUAAGAACAUUAGCAGCUGCUGUUGAGGCUUAAGCUCUGCUGACAAUUCCCUUGCUGGUCAAGGGAGAACUUUAUUUAAAAAAAAUGAAAUUAUUCAAAUGCUCAGUGUUAAUAAAAUUAAGCAAGAGUUUUAGAGUUUCUCAGGUCAAACCCUGCUAUAGUGAGUAGGUACAAUUAGUUGUUGUGAUUUAUGGGUAACUAAUGGAGUGCAUGACUGCUAUGGGGGAUAUUCAAAUGAUACAGGCAUAGAACUAGCAACAUGUAUGGGAUGUUGCCAGUGUCCCAGAACUGUGAAUGAGAUAUAUGUUCUAAUGCCAUUUCAUUCCCUUGGCAAAAGUCUGAGUCAAGAGUUUAUCUAAAUAAAGGGUCACAGCAGAGAAUAUUGACAGCCUCCCUGUUACGUUCUUUUCAGUGUUAAAUAGGGAAUGGAUUUUUUUUUAAGUAAUUUUAGAGUUGCAUCUUUGAAUGAAGCAUGAAAAUGACUGUAAGGUGUGGAGCUCACAUUUCUCUUUUGCAGUUUAACAAACAGUAAUUUCCAUCAAACCAAUUAAAUAAAAUGUCCAUCAUUUUAAACAGUGUUACUGAACAAUCACCUGCAGUCAUUAAUAUCUAAAUCAUCAUUCAUAAGAUAAAUCAAACCAUACGUGGACCCAUUCUUCUUUUUCAUCAUCAUCAUCAUCAUCAUCAUCAUCAUCAUCAUCAACAGGAGAAUCUUUUACUUACAUCAGCAGCAUGUUGCAAGUUUGCAGAAAGAAUUUCCUCUUGGAAG